AUGGAUUUGAUAUCAACAACAAUUUGGAAUGAAAACUUUUGGUUACCAAAAAAUGUGACAUGGAAAGAUUUUUCAACAUUAGAAGAAGAGGGUGUUCGUUUACCGGCAUUACAUGAUUUACUCUAUGUUUACCCGCUUGCUGGUAUGCUCUACAUAGCCAGAUUAAUCUUUGAACACUAUAUUGCUCGACCGUUCGGUCGAUCAUUGGGGCUUCGUGACGUUCAAAAUUCAACUACACAAUAUAAUCAACAACAGCAACAGCUUAGUCGUAAAAAAGGGAAUAAGACGAAUGUGAUAACUGAUAAUCAGUCCAAUUCAACAUAUAAACAACAAUAUCCAACAAACGUUAUACAUCGCAAACAACCAUCAGAUGGUCGUGGCGAUUCAUUAAAAAGCGCAAAUGACAAUAGAAAACCUUCAUCUCUGAUAUCUUAUCAUCGUGUACCACUAUUAGCCAAAUUUAGUGAAUCAUGCUGGCGUUUUGUAUUUUAUUUAUCUGUCUUUAUUUAUGGUCUAAUUGUUCUUCGUAAUAAACCAUGGCUGUGGGACACGCGGCAAUGUUGGCUAAGUCAUCCAAAUCAACCAUUAACAAAAGAUAUAUUUUGGUACUAUAUGAUUGAAUUAGCAUUCUAUUGGUCGUUGAUUUUUUCACAAUUCAUCGAUGUUAAACGAAAGGAUUUUUGGCAAAUGUUUCUUCACCAUAUAGCCACUAUAUCAUUAUUAUCAUUUUCGUACAUUGUCAAUUUUGUUCGUGUUGGAUCUCUUGUACUUGUCAUACACGAUUGCGGAGAUUAUUGGCUCGAGAGCGCAAAAAUGGCCAAGUAUGCUCGUGCUCAGCGUGUCUGUGAUACACUGUUUGUGAUAUUUGCACUUGUGUGGCUUGUUACAAGAUUGUGUUAUUUUCCUUAUAAAGUUCUGUAUACAACUACGUAUGAAGAAGUAGAAAUAUUAGGUUAUUUUCCCGCAUUUUAUCUGUUCAAUGGUUUAUUAAUGUUAUUACAGGUUCUUCAUUAUUUUUGGUUUUAUCUUAUAUGUCAAGUAGCUAUUGGAGCUUUAAAGGCUGGAAAGGUAAAAAUAAGAAAAUAUCUUGUUACCACUUGGAUGCGCUUGAUUCAAUUUGAAAAAUAUUUUGGUUUUCUAUCUCCAUAACUUUCGACAUGUUGGCCAUAAAUGAGUGAUAUAUUAAAGUUGCUCAUCGGGUCAUUAUAAAUUAAUACAAAGUUUUCUUAUCACAUUCAACUUUACAAGAUAGUAGUUUCUCAUAUCCUCUAUUGAAACAAUAUAGACUCUCAAAACAGUUUUGAGAAAGAAUAAUUGAUAAACUUCUUAUAGAAUCGUAUUAACUCAAAAGUUUAAUUGACCUACUACCGUUAUUUUGAUGUAGCAACUCUUUUUCUCAAUAUGAGAUAUGUGGAGUUACUUCUGAAUGUCGUGAAUAUAUUCUAGUUUUAUUAUGUAAUAGUGCUGAUUAUGAAAAGUGCAUACUCCCUUUCUCUCUUAAUAUAUUGAAAUCAUGUUUUUUUUUAUCCAAAAAAUGGUAGUCAGUCGUCUAUUUGAUUUAUUUGGUUUUAUAUUCUAAUCUCAUUUAAUUACACUUGAUAUACAUGCAGUUAGUGUCUUAUUGAAUACUUGACUAUAUUGUAAUUAUUAUCUUUUAUUCAGUUCGUUUUUUUUUCUUUCUUUGCAUAAGUUAAAUUUUUAGACGAUAGAAUAUGUUUGAAUCUCUAUAUAAAAGUAAAAUACAUAUCUUGAAUAAUCAUCGUCGGUAGUUAGAAGAUUCAUUAUUUAUUGCCAAGACGGUACAUGUCAGACAAAAGACAGUAAAAUUGAUGUCUUUAUGUACAUAGAGAAUUUGUUAAUUUAUAAAAUGAGAGUGUACAUAUUUACUUUGAAAAUUAAUAUGAAAUAGACGUGAUGUACAAUAAUAUACCUCUUCGUUAAUUUAUUUUUUUCAAAUAUUUUUAAUUCAACGUUUAAUAUCAAAUAAUUAGCUAUUAUAUCAUUACACCAUGUACUCGUCUCUAUAAAUCUAAAAAUAAUUUAUCUAAAACGGAUCAUUUUUAUUUAAAAAUAGUAUUCAACAGUAGUAACAAAAUAUGGAAUCGUUUUACAAUACAACUCUAGUAUUCCUUUGUCAAGAACAAUUUUUAAUUUAAAAAAACAAAAAAAAUAAUAAAGUGAGGAUUAAACUGUCAACUUGAUAUAUUUUUUUUCCUUUUUUAAAAUUAAUCGAAAAAUCUUUUCUAUCUUACAACUAAAGACUAAGCUGCUCUUUUGAAAUCAGAUACGUGCAUAAAUAAUUAUAUUUAUUAUUGAAAAAAUUACGUUCUGUUGAUUUUAACGUAUCAUACCCUGAUUAGCACAUUAAUUUUUUU
Molecule: messenger RNA, 2375 nt
Organism: Didymodactylos carnosus
Lineage: Eukaryota; Metazoa; Rotifera; Eurotatoria; Philodinida; Philodinidae
Source: the annotation of a GenBank genome assembly